AUGGCACCUCCAGUAUCUCUGCCCACCAAACCUCUUGGCAAAACGGGACGACAUGUGCCCGCUCUCGGGUUCGGAAUGAUGGGCCUGAGUACGGCCUAUGGGCCCUUCGGUAAUGACGAAGAGCGUCUGGGGCUUCUGGACCGCGCCUGGGAGCUUGGCUAUACGAAUUGGGACACAGCCAAUAGCUAUGGCGACAGCGAGGUCCUGAUCGGAAAGUGGUUCAAGUUGCACCCCGAGCGUCGCGCCGACAUUUUCCUGGCCACCAAGUUUGCCAUCAAAUUUGCAGUCAACGACAAGGGAGAGUGGGACAUCUCGGCCGACAAUAGCCCCGAGUUCUUCAACGAGUGCCUCGAGGGCAGUCUGCAGAAGAUGGGCGUCGAUUACCUUGAUCUCUACUACGUCCACCGUCUCGACCCCAAGGUGCCUGUCGAGAAGACGAUGGAGUUAAUGGCCAUGGCCAAGCGGGAUGGCAAAAUCAAAGCCAUCGGCAUCUCUGAAUGCGCUUCCAGCAGCGUCCGACGGGCCUACGCCGUCGCGCCUGGCGACGCCGUCCAGGUCGAGUACAACCCGUUCCAGCUGGACAUUGAGAACGAGACAGGCACAAACCUGCUCUCCACCUGUCGUGAGCUUGAGAUUACCGUCUUCGCGUACUCGCCGCUGGGUCGCGGCUUCCUGACGGGUCAUAUCAAGAGCCCCGACGACUUCGCGCCUGACGACUUCCGCCGCAUCGUGCCGCGCUUUAGCCCUGAGAACUUUGCUAAAAAUGCUGUGCUAGUUGACCGCUUCAAGUCUCUCGCAGAUAAGAAGGGCUGCACGCCGGGCCAGCUGGCGCUUGCGUGGUUGUCGGUGCAGGGCGAGGACAUCAUACCGAUCCCCGGCACGAAGAAGCUCAAGUAUAUGGAGGAGAAUGUCGGGGCGCUCAAGGUGCAUCUCUCGAAGGAGGAGGUCCAGGAGAUCAGGCACGAAGUCGAGAAGGCCGAGGUCGCAGGUCACCGUAAUCCGCCGGGCAUGUUCACAGAGUAUUCGGUGACUGUCGAGCUUUGA
Messenger RNA from Neoarthrinium moseri, 1044 nucleotides. RefSeq lists its product as uncharacterized. Bases 1 to 1044 code for a protein of 347 amino acids. Gene Ontology annotation, cellular component: cytoplasm. The transcript is spliced from 3 exons. NCBI's taxonomy places the organism in Eukaryota, Fungi, Ascomycota, Sordariomycetes, Amphisphaeriales, Apiosporaceae. The record is from RefSeq and is a predicted model, not a curated record.